Messenger RNA from Syzygium oleosum, 771 nucleotides. RefSeq names its product cell wall / vacuolar inhibitor of fructosidase 1-like. The coding region runs from base 130 to 645 and encodes 171 amino acids. The record is from RefSeq and is a predicted model, not a curated record. Gene Ontology annotation, biological process: negative regulation of catalytic activity. Gene Ontology annotation, molecular function: enzyme inhibitor activity. The transcript has a single exon. Lineage: Eukaryota; Viridiplantae; Streptophyta; Magnoliopsida; Myrtales; Myrtaceae.
GCAGCAAGCACAAACUCCAUGUAAAGGAUCAACUAGCAAACAAUUCUACACCGAAAAAGUUUCAUUUCCUUACCAUCCUCUUCCAAAACCUCAUCAGCAUCAUCUCCUUCUAAAACAAACUCCAGCAAUAUGAAGACUCCAAUGCUCUUCGCAAUCCUCUCGUUCGCUCAAAUUCUUCUCAUCGCCUUCCUCCCAUUUGCAUCCGCCGACCUCGUCGACGACACGUGCAAGAAGACGCCGUACAGCAACUUCUGUGUCUCGGCUCUCAGAUCUGACCGCCGGAGCGCCACUGCGUACACCGCAACCCUAGGCCUAAUCAUGGUCGACAAGGUCGACGCGAACGCCGAGGUAACUCUGGCCAAAAUCCAGGACUUGCUCCGCGGAUCCCCCAACCCAGGGACGAAGCAAGCGCUGACCUUUUGCGAGGGGUCAUACAAAUUUGCCAGAAGCGAGUUGGUGCCCUCGAGCAAGGAUAGUUUUACAGGAAGCGUGUACAAAUUCGCCGUGGACAACAUGAAGCGAGCCGCGAGUCAGGCGUCCGAAUGCGAGGCGGGCUUUGGAGGCAAGUCGCCAUUAUCGGACUCGAACGAUUAUGAGAACAAGGCCGCCUCGGUGGCUUCCGCCAUAGCCAGUUUACUGCUGUGAGCAAUGAAUGAUCAGUGAGAUGGUUUGUUAGAUUAAUAAAGGUUGUAGAAGAAAUGUUUUGCUUGGAAGCAAAAUGAAAACUUUACCGUAAUGUUUCUUAAUGGAAGUGCAGUUUUUGUCUGAUAA